UCAUUUAUUUUCCUUUUUUAUUUGGAUUCACACGUUUCCUCCAACCUUUUUAUUCUGGUUUCAUUAAUAAAUUUUAAAGGGUUUGGUUUCUUUUAUCUUUUUAAUACUAAAAAUCUUAGCUUUUUUUCAAAUUGGUAGGAUCUUGGAUUUGUGAAGGAGAAAAAACCCAUUUUUUAUUUACCCUUUAUUGUGUAUAUGGUGUUUUCCAAGUUUUUAACUUGGUUCAUUUACUUCAUUGUUUUUCAAGUUGGUUAGUUUUUGGUUGAUAUGUGUGAUGAAUUUGUGAAACAAAUGUGGUUGGAAGAUUUGAUGGUAGCAUAGGAGAGUGGAGUCAUGAUUUGCAAUUGUUUUGGUGUUUUGAAUUGGUGUAAAGGGAAGGGUGAACCUAUUGAGGGCACACAUGAACAAGUGAAGGAAACUAAAAGCUUUAGCUAUAGCUCAUUGAGAUCAGCUACAGGAGAUUUUCAUCCUUCAUGCAAAAUUGGUGGAGGAGGCUAUGGAGUUGUCUACAAGGGUGUUUUAAGGGAUGGUACUCAAGUUGCUAUCAAGUCUCUUUCUGUUGAGUCUAAACAAGGAACUCAUGAAUUUAUGACCGAAAUUGAUACGAUAGCAAAUAUACAACAUCCAAAUCUUGUUAAACUGAUUGGCUUCUGUGUUGAGGGUAAUCAUCGAAUAUUGGUGUACGAGUUUCUCGAGAACAAUAGCCUCGCAAGUUCUUUGCUAGGUUCAAAGAGUAAAUGUGUUCGUCUGGAUUGGCCAAAGAGGGCUGCUAUUUGCUGCGGUACAGCAUCGGGUCUAAGCUUUCUUCACGAAGAGGCUCAGCCAAACAUUGUUCAUAGAGAUAUCAAAGCAAGCAAUAUAUUGUUAGAUGAGAAUUUCAAUCCAAAAAUUGGUGAUUUUGGUCUUGCAAAACUUUUUCCUGACAAUGUCACACAUGUUAGCACUCGAGUUGCAGGAACAAUGGGAUAUCUUGCGCCAGAAUAUGCGCUUCUAAGACAGCUUACAAAGAAGGCAGAUGUAUACAGUUUUGGGAUUCUGAUGCUUGAAAUAAUCAGUGGUAAAAGUAGUAGCAAAGCUGCAUUUGGGGACAAUAUUUUGGUACUGGUCGAAUGGGCAUGGAAGCUAAAAGAAGAAAACCGGCUUCUAGAACUCGUUGAUUCAGAAAUAACCGACUAUGACGAGAACGAGGUGUAUCGGUUCCUUGUAGUUGCUCUAUUUUGCACCCAAUCAACAGCUCAACAUAGACCAACCAUGAAACAAGUACUACAAAUGCUUUCAAAACAAGUUCAUCUUAAUGAGAAGGCAUUAACUGAGCCUGGAAUAUACAGAUGGAAUUCAUCUGUAAAGUCGAGCGGUUCUUUUAACAAAACACCAUUGCGGUCAUCUCAAGUGAUCAAGCACAAAAAUUAUGAAAAUCAACAUCAAACCUCUACGCAAUUUAGCGGUACAGAUAUUGUGACAGAGGUUUUUCCUAGAUGAUGGUUCAUAUGUCUAGUAUAAGUUAUGUAUUUAUUGUUUUAGUUGUUAGGAUCCAUGUUUUUCCAAAGGGGAUCAUGGGAAGAAAAGGCUUAUAUAUUUUGCACUUUGCUAAUUAUUUCUUUCUGGUGUUAAAGGCAUGUUGAAGAAUCUUGUUUCAUAAGUCGUUCGAUACUACAUUUGUUCGAUACUAUACAUUAAAUAAAUGAUCAUAUAUUUACUUUUCUUA
This is a messenger RNA of Trifolium pratense (red clover), 1705 nucleotides long. Its product is annotated as cold-responsive protein kinase 1-like. The transcript has 6 exons. The coding region runs from base 334 to 1479 and encodes 381 amino acids. Lineage: Eukaryota; Viridiplantae; Streptophyta; Magnoliopsida; Fabales; Fabaceae. Gene Ontology annotation, biological process: protein phosphorylation. The record is from RefSeq and is a predicted model, not a curated record. Gene Ontology annotation, molecular function: protein kinase activity; ATP binding.